AUGCAGACCAAAGCUCUCUUCUUCUCCCUCCUCACCCUCGCAGGCACCAUGCCUCACCUUGUCACCUCCAGCCCGACCAUUCCAUUGGAGGAACGUGCUGAUCCUAAAUACUGCUGCGGCUUGGUCCAGAAGCCAAAUACCAAGUAUUACAAUAACCUGUAUCUGAGCCAAUACGGAGUCUUUUGUCAGCCUUACUCUAGUGGUACUUGCACCGGUCAGAUACUGGAUUGUGCCGGUCAGGUCACCCAGGGUCCAUUUGGCACUAUUCUCUGCUUCACGACCACGCUGUAG
Messenger RNA from Penicillium oxalicum, 291 nucleotides. RefSeq lists its product as uncharacterized. The record is from RefSeq and is a predicted model, not a curated record. Bases 1 to 291 code for a protein of 96 amino acids. The transcript has 2 exons. NCBI's taxonomy places the organism in Eukaryota, Fungi, Ascomycota, Eurotiomycetes, Eurotiales, Aspergillaceae.